This is a messenger RNA of Columba livia (rock pigeon), 5195 nucleotides long. RefSeq names its product platelet derived growth factor D (gene PDGFD). The transcript has 7 exons. Gene Ontology annotation, molecular function: platelet-derived growth factor receptor binding; growth factor activity. The coding region runs from base 694 to 1821 and encodes 375 amino acids. Gene Ontology annotation, cellular component: membrane. The record is from RefSeq and is a predicted model, not a curated record. Gene Ontology annotation, biological process: positive regulation of cell migration; positive regulation of cell population proliferation; positive regulation of protein autophosphorylation. Lineage: Eukaryota; Metazoa; Chordata; Aves; Columbiformes; Columbidae.
GACGGCGCGGCCGUUAGCUCACGGAGGUCCCGAGCACCGCUCCCUGCCUCCCCCCGCCGGCCGCUCCCGCCCGCCUCCCUCCCUGCCCCCGGGCCGCCCCCUUCCCUCGGGCCGCCUGUGCCCCCCGGCCCCGGUACGGAGCGCGGGGCGCUCCCGCCCCUCCAGACCCCGGCGGCGGCUCCUGCCGAGCGGAGCGGGCGGCGCGGGGGCGGUGCGAGGCGGCGGGCGCGGUGCGAGGCGGCGGGCGCAGCCCGGCAGCGGGGCCGCUGUGACCGCAGGGGAGCGCGGCUGCGGCAGCCCCCGCCCGCGACGUGGGGCACGGCGCUGCCGGCCGAGCGGAGGGGGCGGCGGCCCCGGCCCGGGGAUUUCUCACCUUUACCGAGUUUGGCCGGCCCCACAACGCAGAAGAAAGUUCAGCGUGCGGGAAGUUUUGGGGCAGCUCAGGGAGUAACGCGGCAGCUGUGACUGCUAUUUCGGGCGGUGUGGUUUUUGUUUGGGGUUUUUGAGUGUGUGUGUGUGUCUUUUUUUUUUUGUUUUUCUCCUUCAUACAACUCCUCCAAAUACACAAGCAACACGCAACAACAACAUACAAAAAGUCCGGGAAGAGGGAGAGAGCACGAGAGAGAGAAGCAGCCUUGGUGAGGAGAGCCCGGUUUCUUUGCAGAGACACGGUCCCGUUCCCAGCGGAUCCCAAUGCAACUGCUCAUCCUCCUCCUCCUCUACGCUGUCGUCUGUGCGAACUUUUGUAGCCGUCAGGGCACCACUGCCCCGGCCCAGGGCGGAUCUAUAAAAGCCUUGCGGUCCUCGAAUAUCAGGCGAGAUGAGAGCAAUCACCUCACAGACUUGUACCGGAAAGAAGAGACCAUCAGCGUGGCAGGGAACGGCUGCAUCCACAGUCCGCGCUUCCCCAGCAGUUACCCCAGGAACCUCCUGUUGACAUGGCGGCUCCACUCCCCAGAGAGCACCAGGAUCCAGCUGGCUUUUGAUAAUCAGUUUGGACUGGAGGAGCCCGAAAAUGAUAUCUGCAGGUAUGACUUUGUGGAAGUGGAAGAUGUAUCAGAGACCAGCACGGUUAUACGAGGACGGUGGUGUGGACACAAGGAAGUCCCUCCAAGAAUAACAUCAAGAACAAAUCACAUAAAGAUAACCUUCAAAUCUGAUGAUUACUUUGUUGCUAAACCUGGAUUCAAGAUUUGUUACUCCCUUGUGGAUGAUUUCCAGCACGCAGCCUCAGAAACCAACUGGGAGUCAGUCACAAGCUCUAUCUCAGGGGUAUCCUAUCCCUCUCCAUCAGUGACUGACCCUACGCUCACGGCGGAAGCACUGGAUCAGACCAUUGCUGCAUUUGACACAGUGGAGGAUCUACUCAAGCACUUUAACCCAGAAUCCUGGCAAGAAGAUCUUGAGAAUUUGUACACAGACAGUGAACACCAUUAUCGAGGCAGGAGCUACCAUGACAGGAAAUCCAAAGUUGACCUGGACAGGUUGAAUGAUGAUGUGAAACGUUAUAGCUGCACUCCAAGAAACUACUCUGUCAAUUUAAGGGAGGAACUGAAGCUGACAAAUGUAGUUUUCUUCCCCCGCUGCCUCCUUGUCCAGCGCUGUGGAGGAAACUGUGGCUGUGGGACUUCGAGCUGGAAAUCCUGCACGUGCAUGUCAGGGAAAACAGUCAAAAAAUAUCAUGAGGUGCUGAAAUUCGUCCCUGAGGCUGGGCAUCCCAGAAGAAAAGGCAGAACCAGGAACAACAUGGCCUUAGUAGAUAUACAGCUGGAUCACCAUGAGCGUUGUGAUUGUGUCUGCAGUUCAAGACCACCCCGAUAAAAAAUGAAUUAAAACAAUAUAAAAAAACAAGACAUAUUAAUUGCGGCUUACUGGACAUUUACUUUUAAGCAGGUUUGCUCUGAGGACCUUUACUCACUAGUCAUUUGAACUUUGCUACUAGCCUGCCUUUGCAAUUAGCAAAAAUGAUUGUUGUGUUUCAGCAUAGCUGUGCUGAUUAGCGCCAUGGCAGCUAAACAGGUAUAUCAUAGAUUUAUGUAUCAGCAUUCAAGAAUAUAGGAUUAUGGUUAUCUGUAGCUAGAUUCUGAGGGUUGAGAUUUUCAAAGCUGUGUAGGUAUUUGUGGUAGCUAGCAAAGAGAUAGUGUUGUGUUUCUGUUUCUCACUCACCUGUUCCUACACUCAAAUUCUGCUGCCAUUUCUGCCCACUCAGCUCUCCUGAUGGUCAGUAGGGGUUUGUGGGUAUAGAUGAAGAGAGAAUUUGAGCUUGUAUGAGUGUAAAAUGGUUUGCCCAGCUCUGAGAGGGAACUUCCCAGUGUUCCCACCCAACAGAGUGAGAUAUAAUGAGCAAAAUGCAUCACUGCAUGAAAUAACACAACCAUAAAGUCAAAUCUGUUUGUACUCGAGCAAAUCAUGUGCUGAAAUUAGUAGAUGCUUUGCAUAAGCUGGGACACUGGUGGCAGCAGGAGGGUGCGACGGCUGGUACUUUUGCCACAGUGACUCCAUGGGAGCCAUUGUCCAGGAGCUUCUGCAGGAGGGGGCUCUAGCCAGGUCCCCCAGUAAAUCUCUGUGGGCUGGGGCUGAUUCUGGUCUCUACCUGCCUGGAUUGGACUCCUGCCCCUUGCCCAGAGCUUCCCACAGUUGCCCAGGAGUAGCCCCCUCAACACAAAAAGGGAGAGAAAACACCCUUGCUGCAGUUCGAGGAGUGCCACAUUUCCCCAAGCAGGCGAUGAAGAUAGGGAACUCGUUUGUUGAAAAUAUUGAUUUGUUUUGCAGUUUUGUUACUGGGAAACAAAGCUGUGUUUGAGAUUUAAUUAUCGUUAUUUGGUUUGGGGUUUGUUUGUUUUAAAUAUGGACUAUUAUAACGUCGUCAUGUAUGCAUUAAUCUUAGUUAUCCAAGGUUAGAUGUCUCAUUUCAGCUCUGUGCAUUGCCAUGGUUAAACUGUUGACAGUGAAUUUCUUUUUGAUUGCAUUUUGCUGAGGUAUAUUAACUCAUUAAGCAAUGUCUGUCUGUCAUGGAAAAUGUGCAUCAUUUAUUAACUUCCAGAAGAAUACUAUUAAACACCACCUCAUAAUAAAAUAAGCACUUUAAAAGCUACAGCAUAGCUUUCUGUGCCUUUUAAAAUAUUAUGAAAGUGCUCUAGCUGAAAAAGGAAAAAAAAGUCCUUCCAAACUAACUUUAAAGGUUUUUAAAUGCUGCUCCAAAUAUGCAAAAUACAGUCAGAUUUAAGUCUGACAAAGAAUUGGAGAUUUGAUCAUGAAUGUAACAGAGGGAAUGGGGCAGCAUUUUUAAUGGCUGAGAUUUUAUAUUUAAUAGCAGACAUAGGCUGCAUUGAUUCAUCUUGUUUGUGUUGCCUCUUGUGCUUCUGUCUCUCUGAAAGAGUGAAGUAGUUUGACAAUAGUGCGUCAUAAUUAGUGGAAACUAGCCUGUGCUAUAAUACUGAGAGCCUUCAAGCCAGUGUAUUUUAGCAAUCUACAAUUCUAUUAUAAAAAUCCCCUAAUGUUCUCACUUACCCCUUUUAUCAGCUCAAGUAUUUUGUGAGUGCUUUUUUGUAAUUUUAGCAAAACUUUACUGAAACGUCCCUUAGAAAUGUGUGUUACUUUCUUUCCUGUACUUUAACCUUUGAGAUUCAAAAAGUGUGGGCUUUUUGUUAUUUAUAUCCAUUUUUCCUCUUUGGCUCCCAGAUGUCUAUUUAAAAAUGCUCCUGAAUGCGGACUUGGGAAGUGAUUCAUCAUUUUUCAAAGCAAUUCACAUUAAAAGAACAUCACUGUAACCAAAGAUUGCCAGUUUCAUUUCAUAGUUCAAGACUGUUUAAAGAAGACUUCAUUCUUUUUUCUGUCGCUAGCUUAAUAGCAAGAUUGACCUAGCCCUUCUGUAAUUUUUAGCUAAUUUUGGAAGAAAUUUGCCUGCAAGACCUUGACAGUACUGAUUGGUUUUGAGACAGUGCAUUCUAAUACAUAUUCCUGACUGAAUUAUGCCCAAAUUGCGCCUGAGCACUCUGGCCUCGUAGUUAGCAUUGGUUGUAGGAAGCACUCGUUUCACAUGACUUUGUCCUUUGAGUGGUCCUUUAAAUCCCACCCACAGGGGAAAACGUGCACCAGGCACGAUAUCACCCACGUGCCUCUGCCUGCUCGCCCAGUCUCCACCCCAACAGCCAUGUGUUGGGAGGGGGAUUUACACCUCCUAAUUUGGGGGUCCCGUCUUGUCUGGGAGUCUGAGUGACCACUAUCGGCAGUUGAGAAAGAGAGGCUCUUCCAAUGUGUGCCUUAGUCCCUACAUUGAAAUUGCCCAAUGUAGGAACUUUUCUUUCUCUCUUUUGAUUAUGAUGUAGGAACAUUGGAAAUCUGAUUUGGGCGUGAGUGAGAUUCACAAAGGUAGAUGGUAUGAGUACUCAUUUUAAAGACUGAGCAAUUAGUAGUUUAGCUAACUGAAAUAAAUACAGGCAGCAGUGGAUGCCAGGGUCUGGCAGAAAAAUCCAUCUGUAAAGCAAAAAGAGAUUGGCAUAAGAGGGAUUAUCCUCUUGCUUAAUGUUGGGUUUACUUUCUUAAAUAUAGGCUAAACUUGUUACAGAAUUUAAAGUAUUUCUCCCGGGACACUUAGUGAUGAAUGGAACCAUUCACUGUUUCAUGCUGCCGUCUGUUAUCCAAACAGUAUCUUCCAGGUCAGUGCAGGAGUCAAGAAGGUGCUUUAUGUUGAAGUGUGGUGAUGACAACAUGUGAACUAAGCAAAACUCCCAAAAACCCGAGCCUGGAGCUGCAUGAAUGACCCUGGUGAUACCAAAUGCCAGCAAAACUUUUCCUUUGUAUUUAUUUGCAGAAAUUGCAGAGAUGUGUUUCCAUGCCUUUAUUUUCUCUUUUGUCUAUGUAAUAAUUGCUAUGUUAUUUACAUUUUGUUUUAACUUAAAAAGCAAGGCUAUUAUAAAAUCUAAUCUGGUUCUUUUUUAUUGGAGGAAUUGGAACCCCCCAAAAUAAAUACAUUUUCAAAAGAAACUCAGAAAGAUUCCUAAUUUCAAACUACUCCCUAGCUUUCUAUUUCCUGUAUUCUUCUGGGAUAGAGCCUACUUUCUCAAGUGCAAUCUAUGUACACUUUUUUUUGUUAUCUCAGUUAAAUGCAGCUUUUUUAGCAGUAUUUUUUACUUUAUGCAGUAUGUAAUGCAUCUUAUCCUGAUGAAAAACAAUAAAUACUGCUUUUGAAAGAA